UUUAUACAAUACCAUCACCGCCUGGCUCGGUAUUCAUUCGUUCUCCUAUACUCACUGCAUAGCUAUCGAUCCGUCGAUUGAACUAUUGUCUUAUCCCCGCCCUACGAUUCAGCAAGAUGCGUUUCAGCACCGUGGUGACUACCAUUGCUGUUGUUAGUGGUGUGGCCGACGUUGCUUUUGGCCAACGGGCAUUUGGGGGCGGCCGCGGUAAAGGCCAGAACGGAGGGAAUCAAGGCGGGAAUCAGGGUGGCAAUCAGGGUGGGAACCAAGGUGGAAAUCAAGGAGGCAAUCAAGGUGGGAAUCAGGGAGGCAACCAAGGUGGUGGUGGACAGAACAACCUCUGUCUUGCUGCGGCGAACGUUCAAGAUGCUAGCACCAAAACUGGCCUUGAGGCCGGGGCCGAAGAUGGUCAAGCUGCUGCUUUGACGGAUGACUCCAAUUUCAUCAACUUCUGUACCGGCAAGACGACGACGAAUGGACUACAGAACCGACAGGGGUCAUGUAACGGCAUUGUGAUGGGCGACAUCCCCGCCCAGAACAAGAUGACCUCCGCCAUGUUCAUCGCCCCCGCCUUCGGCGAAACCAUUGAGCCCGAAACCGACUUCCAAAUCCAAGUCCAAAUGAUCAACCUCCAAGCCGGCACCUUCACCAACCCGGACGUCACCUACUACAGCAACCCGCAAACCCUCAACAACAACGGGGAGAUCAUCGGCCACGUCCACGUCACCGUCCAAGACAUGGGCAACAACUUCAACCCCACCGAGCCACUGGACCCCACCCAGUUCGUGUUUUUCAAAGGCAUUAACGACGAGGGCAACGGGAACGGGCUCCUGUCGGCGGAUGUCGCUGGUGGGCUUCCGGCGGGAAACUACCGGGUUUGCACCCUCACUGGCGCGGGCACGCAUCAAGUGGCCCAGAUGCCGGUGGCGCAGCGAGGAGCUCAGGAGGAUUGUCAGCGCUUUGAGGUCGCGGCUGGCGGUGGAAACGGCAAUCAAGGCGGUGGAAACGGCAAUCAAGGCGGUGGAAACGGCAAUCAAGGCGGUGGGAACGGCAAUCAAGGCGGUGGGAACGGCAAUCAAGGCGGUGGGAACGCCAAUCAAGGCGGUGGGAACGCCAAUCAAGGCGGCGGAAACGCCAAUCAAGGCGGCGGAAACGCCAAUCAAGGCGGUGGAAACCAAGGUGGGAAUCAAGGCGGGAAUCAAGGUGGGAAUCAAGGUGGGAAUCAGGCCGGAAACCAGGCUGGUCAAGGUGGAAAGGGCGGAGGGGCUGGCGGUGGCAGACGAAAUGGAGGUGCCGCCGGCGGUGCCGGUGCCGGUGCUGCAACCAGCGACACAGCGGCCGGUGCCGGUGCUGCAACCAGCGGCACAGCGACCGGUGCCGGUGCUGCAACCAGCGGCACAGCGACCGCUGCCGGAGGCGCAGGAGGUGCGGGAGGUGCGGGCAGGUUUCAGCGAAAGGGGACAAAGUUCGGGGUCCCGAGCCGCUUUGGUGCUCGGCCGUUCGUGGCGUAGGAGCGGACGGACUUGUUAGCAUGAGCGUAGG
Molecule: messenger RNA, 1542 nt
Organism: Eremomyces bilateralis CBS 781.70
Lineage: Eukaryota; Fungi; Ascomycota; Dothideomycetes; Eremomycetales; Eremomycetaceae
Exons: 4
Coding region: 117-1511 (464 amino acids)
Source: RefSeq, a predicted model, not a curated record